This is a messenger RNA of Funneliformis geosporum, 1248 nucleotides long. NCBI's taxonomy places the organism in Eukaryota, Fungi, Glomeromycota, Glomeromycetes, Glomerales, Glomeraceae. The record is from the annotation of a GenBank genome assembly.
AUGACAGAACGAAUCUUCAGACGAGGUUCAGAGACCCAAAAAAGUCGACCAGGUGUAAUUAUCUCUAAUAACAAACAAAAUCAGUUUAGUGGAGCGGUGAUUGUAGCCCUAAUUACUUCCCAAACGGAUAAAGUUUAUUUUUUUGAAGUGGAGAUAGAAGUAGAAGGUAAAUCAAAUAAGGUUAUUACUGACCAAAUUUACACUGUGGACAAAAACCGCUUAGAAAGGAAAAUGGGAGUUUUAAACGAAAAACAAUUAAGGAAAUUAGCCGCGGGAUUACACACUGGUUAUAAGCGCGAAAAGGCUCUUUCAUUACGAAUAGAACUAGAUAACCAUGAUGACCAAAUUGAUUUGCGAAGAAUUAUUCCUUUUGGUAACUUACCUUUAAUGCCUAGCCAAACCAAGGAAAGAAAAAGAAAUAUCAUAAAAGCAGAAAAAUUUUUUUCCAGUAAAAUAAACGCCAAAAAUUACCUCGAUAUUUAUCAAACAAUAUUAGAUAAUUUUUAUCUUUCCUUGAUUACGCUUGAUGAAGAAACUGAUUCAGAAAUUUUUAUGACUUUAAACACGGCCGGUGAAGACUUAACAAUUCCCGAUUUAGUAAAAAGUUUGCUUACUCGUCGAAAUGAUUUUCAAGCCCGGAAAUUUGCGGAGAUUUGGGAAGAAAAAAUAGUUAAAAAAAUCUGUUUCCCUCCCACUUCCAAAAAAAAUCGGAAUGAUAAAAUACUUCGUUAUUAUCGGACAGAAAUUAAACCCAAAAACCCAGAAGAAAACAGUAAAUUUCUUGACUUAAUGAUGUUUAGAACUAUUUCUGAUAUCCACCUUCUAAACCGUAAGGAAUUAUUUUCUUUGGUUCUAGCUAUACAUUUUCAAUUUCAAGAAAAAACACGAGAAGAAAAAUUAAUGAUAACCAAAGAAUUGAAAAAGUUAGUAAUUUAUAUUUUCCGCACCAUAAUUAUCAAAGGAAAGAUUGAAGAUGAAAAUGCUCUCCGAACCAUUCGAAUUAACAUUUUAAAAAUGGUAAACUUGGGUCAGAUUUUAUUGUUCGGGCAAGAAAAAUAUCCCAUCAAUCUAAUCAUUGAAGAAUUUCGUCAAGGUGCUGAUUCAUUCUAUCAAUCUCUUGUUGAACGCCAAAGCAAGAAAGAUAAAGGACUAGAAAUCGAAAAGUUCAUUUUUAUAACUUAUUAUCAAAAGAAAAUCAAAGAAAGCGAACUAAUAAUAAACCUAUUCGAUUACGACAUAAGACAACUG